ACAAUGAACAUCUUAAGUAAACGAUGUAUUUAGGUGUAGAGUAGGCAGCCAAGGAAAUAGUAACUGUUGGUUUCCAUGAACGAAUGUUGGUUAUAUCCUUGACUAACUUCCUGCUUCCCGCUAUCGCCUGACUAACAUGACAGGAAUUAUGGGGCGGGCGAAGAAAAAUACCUAAAUAUAUGUACGAAAAGCUUGAAGGAGUUUACUCAUGGCAUGGGCUAGGAUUCGCUAAUUACACUGCAAAACGGUCGAGCGACAAAAAUAAACCUGCACAGUCGACGUUGCCACAGUGUCCGGUCUCUACGCACUGUCACAGCAUCGGAACUUCCGAGAUCAUCACGGACCAUGUCUUUAGCGACUACGACGAUUUCGCAUCCUUUGCGACGUGUUCUGGCAACGCCCUAUCCAGCUGUGUAAUCGUGCCACUCAAUAGUAAACCGACUGAGCUGCCUAAAGGAGCAUGGUUGAAGCUGAUUUACAGCUCUGCCCGCCACCGCCAGCUGCCGAUAUAUCCAGGUAGCUGAUCAUGGAACAACAUGAGGACGACAAGCUUGACGCCCAAUAUUGCAAAACCAAUCAAGAUCCCAAAGAGAAAUGAUGAUCGUAUCAUCUUGCACUUCGACUACGACUGCUUCUACGCAAGCGUCUUUGAGAACGAGAACCCGUCUCUCAAGUCACAGCCCCUAGGCAUAAAGCAGAAGAGCAUCCUCGCAACAUGCAACUACGUGGCACGGGCGCGCGGCGUCAAGAAAUUGAUGCUCAUCUCAGAGGCGCAGAAGAUUUGUCCUGAUCUGAUAUUGAUGAACGGUGAGGAUCUAACGCGUUUCCGCGACGUCUCGAAGAAGCUGUGGGCGUUCCUCCGUGCGCAUUCAUGGAACCGUCGCGUUGAGCGUCUAGGUCUCGAUGAGGUCUUUCUUGACGUCACAGAUGUCAUCGCGUACAACCGAGAGCUGCUGAACGUGCACGCGCUCGGAGCCUCCUUCUUCCAGCUUGACAGUAACGACCCGGUGAAAGGGUUUGCGUUCGACGGAUCGAGGUUCUACGGCUGUGUACAGCCUGAUGAUAAGUCGAAGGCCAAAGGAGGGUUCGUGGAUGUUGAGAAUCCUCUUUGUGUCCGCUUGAUGCUCGCCUCGCAUCUUGCGGGGUAUCUACGGCAUAGACUCGACGGGGACUUCGGAUACACCUCGAGCGGCGGGAUAUCCACCAACAAGCUUCUCGCGAAGCUUGCCGGCAGCGUUAACAAGCCGGAUAAUCAAACGACGCUCCUCGCGAUAGAUGGCAAUGGCGCUGAUGCGGUCGAGGCAUUCAUGGAUGCCCAUAGUAUUCGCAAGGUUCCGGGCAUCGGGUCGCGCAUCGCGCAGCUGAUGGAAGAAUACCUCCUUUCCAGACCCGCUGAGCUGCGUGACCGCGAAGGAAACAACGUAACGGUAGGUGAGGCCCGGCGGUAUCCUGGCAUGUCCUCCGAUCUCCUCGAGCAGAUCCUCGACCGCCCCGGCGCUGAGCGCGGCAGUGGUGAGAAAGUCUGGAACUUUCUGCACGGGAUAGACCCAUCGGAGGUGAAGGAGGCCAGCGACGUCCCGACGCAGAUCUCCAUCGAAGACACGUACAUGUCCAGGCCGCUACAGACACCUGCCGAAGUGAAUCGGGAGCUGCAUGCCCUUGCAACUUCUCUGAUCCGACGCAUGCGCGUGGAUCUUACUGAGGCGGAUAUUCAUCCAACCGUUCAAAACGCCACAAGCUCAUCUGGAACGCCGCGCUGGUUGGCUUACCCAAAGACCCUGCGUCUAUCGACGCGGACCAAAACUAAACAACCUAUCCCCACGGACGGCGCAAGCACGAACGGCGCCGAUGUUCCCAAUUUCAGCCGUUCGUCGCGUAGCGCGCCACUCCCAAGUUUUGUAUUCCAUUUCUCACCACCGUCGCCAUCUACAUCUUCACUGCCUUCCACAUCGACAUAUCCAUCCCCGGCAACCCUUUCCUGCGAGGAGAUCGCUUCUCGUCUCGUAACAGAAUCUCUCCUGCCCCUUUUCCGCCGCCUGCAUCCCUCGCGCAGCGGCGGUUGGAAUCUAGCGCUUCUGAACAUCUGCGUGACGAACAUGGUUCUCGUAGCUAGAGACGAAUCCAGCUCCGGCUCCGUGUCUGGGUCUAGCAUGGCGCCAGGCCGGGAUAUCGGUCGGAUGUUUCGGGCGCAGGAAGACAAGCUGCGCGAGUGGACGGUCUAUGACACUUCUUCUAUUCCCGCCACCGCUGCAUCUCCUCUUCCUCUUGCUCCUUCAAUUGAUAUUGAUAUUAAUCCCGCGCCUAAUGUAAUUAAAGACACCACGCCAACCGGAGAGGACAUAGCAGUAGAAGACCUCGUAAUGGCAGAGGAGGAAGAAGAAGACGACGAAGAAUGUGAUGCGCAAUUUCAAGGACGACAGGUCGCUAUGGACAAUAGUAGCACUAACAUCCCAUUGCUUGACAAAAAUCAAGGUGAUGAUGAGGAUGAAGAUGGUGAUGAUACCUGGGAAGAAGACCAAGCAGUGUCGGAGUCGCACAGAUGCCAGGUCUGCGGACACGCGGUUCCUGCGUUCGCAAUGUCGGCGCACGAGCGAUUUCACGCUAUGAAUGAAUGAAAUAGUUCCCACAUAGAUAGAUGACCAUGAUCUACUCAACUGUACCAAGCCGGUGUUUAUUUGCCUUCUUAUAAAAUCAUAGAUACCCCUUUGCUCAUUGUGC
This is a messenger RNA of Xylaria bambusicola, 2718 nucleotides long. RefSeq lists its product as uncharacterized. The record is from RefSeq and is a predicted model, not a curated record. NCBI's taxonomy places the organism in Eukaryota, Fungi, Ascomycota, Sordariomycetes, Xylariales, Xylariaceae. Bases 537 to 2615 code for a protein of 692 amino acids. Gene Ontology annotation, biological process: translesion synthesis. Gene Ontology annotation, molecular function: damaged DNA binding; DNA-directed DNA polymerase activity. The transcript is spliced from 2 exons.